Molecule: messenger RNA, 1092 nt
Organism: Hansenula anomala
Lineage: Eukaryota; Fungi; Ascomycota; Saccharomycetes; Phaffomycetales; Wickerhamomycetaceae
Product: NAD(P)-dependent alcohol dehydrogenase
Exons: 1
Coding region: 1-1092 (363 amino acids)
Biological process (GO): D-sorbitol catabolic process
Molecular function (GO): L-iditol 2-dehydrogenase (NAD+) activity; zinc ion binding
Source: RefSeq, a predicted model, not a curated record
AUGUGCCAAAUUUGUCUUACUAAUCCAUCAGUUCAGGUCACUUUAGACCAUAGAAUUGAAGUCAAAGAAAAUUCAAUCCCUGAACUAAAACCCGGUGAAGUGUUGAUUAAUCCUAGAGCUACUGGAAUAUGUGGUAGCGAUAUUCAUUUGUGGAAACAUGGUCAAAUUGGUGAAUUGAAAUUACAUGGGAACUUGGUCUUGGGUCAUGAAGCAGCUGGUGAUAUUGUUGGUGUUGGUGAUGGAGUUCAUAAUGUUAAGAUAGGUGAUAGGGUUGCGAUUGAACCAGGUAUUCCAUGUCAUGAAUGUUUCCUUUGUCGUCAAGGUGAUUAUAAUCUUUGUCAAAGUGUCAAAUUUAUUGGAAUUUACCCUAAUCCAGGUUCAAUGCAGCGGUAUCUUGUUCAUGAUGCAAGAUAUGUUUACAAAAUACCAAGCAAUAUGAGCUAUUCCCAAGGGGCGUUAGUUGAACCUGUUUCAGUUGCUUAUCACGGAGUGACAAGAGCCCAGUUGGUUCUGGGACAAGGUGUUUUAAUUGCAGGAGCAGGUCCUAUUGGAUUGGUCACGUUGUUAUUGACUAACGCGUCGGGUUGUACUCCUAUAGUGAUUUCUGAUUUGAGUGAGAAAAGAUUGAGCUUUGCCAAAAGAUUGGUACCUCAUGCUAAGACCUAUAAAUUUGAUCCAAAAAUUACAUCUCAAUUAAAUGCUGCAAAUAUAAGAAACUUGUUUGGGCCCGGUGAAGAAAAUGCCCCGUCGCAUGUUUUGGAGUGUACUGGUGUUGAAAGCUCAAUUAUAACAGGUGCUUAUGCUACCAGGAGAUCAGGAACUCUGGUGAUUAUCGGUGUUGGAAAAGAUAUUAUCAACAAUUUCCCGUUUAUGCAUUUAUCUUUUGCUGAGAUUGAAAAGUUCAUUAACAGAUAUCAUGACACAUGGCCAACAGUAAUUAAAAUGAUUUCAAAAAAAAUCAUCAAUGUUGACCAGCUGGUUACACAUAGAUUCCCCAUGGAGAAAGUUCAAGAAGCAAUCGAAUUAGCUGGUAAUCCAAGUAAAGGUAGCAUCAAAGUCAUUAUUGAAGAUAAUGCCAAUUUACACCACUGA